Messenger RNA from Pichia kudriavzevii, 954 nucleotides. RefSeq lists its product as uncharacterized. The coding region runs from base 1 to 954 and encodes 317 amino acids. The transcript has a single exon. The record is from RefSeq and is a predicted model, not a curated record. Gene Ontology annotation, molecular function: oxidoreductase activity, acting on the CH-OH group of donors, NAD or NADP as acceptor. NCBI's taxonomy places the organism in Eukaryota, Fungi, Ascomycota, Pichiomycetes, Pichiales, Pichiaceae.
AUGUCACCAAAAUAUUUCAUUCCUUCACCUCCUGUUGUUCAACUUGGUUUCAAUAUCGACACUUUUAUUUACAUUAGCUUGCUUACUAUUUUUAGCCCAGUAUUUGUAUGGUUGGAAGUAUACCUUGGUAUAGUGUCAGUCCAAAGUGCAUUAAUUCUCGAUUCACUAUGGGUACUACGCACCCUUAAUUUGUGCUACAAAACCGCAUAUAAGUCAGAUAAGGAGUCAAAGGUUGUCCUGAUCACGGGGGGGUCCAAUGGUCUAGGUUUCCGUAUUGUGCAAACUUUACAAAAUGAUAGGAGUAUCUCGAAAAUUCAAGUCAUUGAUCUACAUCCACAUGCACAGUUUUCCAGUAUGUCUAAAGUUGAGUUCAUAAAAUUUGAUUUCAAUCAAGAAAUUGAAGAACUAGUAAGUAUGUUGGAUUUAAAUUCAAUUGAUGUGCUGAUAUGCAAUGCCGGUAUUAGACAAACGAAUACCAUUUCGAAGCUGCCGGUUAGUAAAAUAAAAUCCAUUAUAAAUGUCAACUGGCUAAAUCAUCUACUAUUAAUACAGCAAUAUGUACGGGUAGAGAACACAAAGAAACACUUGGUUUUCAUCGGUUCCCUCCUUGGUUUCGUGGGACCAACGAAACUCGGAGUAUAUGCCGCUACGAAAAGUGCAAUACUUUCAAUAGGAGAUUCACUACGUGAAGAAUUGCCAAGCUCAACGACAGUGUCUGUUAUUUUACCUGGUCAGAUGAACACGCAAAUGUUUGCAGACGUGCAAGUAAACGAAUUCUUAGCACCAGUUAUCGACGCAUCUUUAUUAUCAGAGCGUAUCUGUUCAAUUAUAAACGAUAAUUUAAAUGGUACAUUCUCAUAUCCAACAUAUGGACGCUUUUUACCCGUAUAUAGAGUCCUUCCUUGGGGGUUACAAAAAUUUUGUAGGUGGUUUAGUGGUAUGGACAAUGUAUAA